Messenger RNA from Dracunculus medinensis (Guinea worm), 1401 nucleotides. The record is from the annotation of a GenBank genome assembly. Lineage: Eukaryota; Metazoa; Nematoda; Chromadorea; Rhabditida; Dracunculidae.
AUGCAUCAAAAUGGAUUGCCUUCAGAUAUUUCGAUAAUAAAUAUUCGUUUAGCUGUUCGUCAAAUUGUUGCAGAAAUAUUUAGUAAACCAUCUAUGAUUUUAAAAAAUAUUUCGCAACCGAAAAAUUUUAGCGAUGAUAGUGCGGUUGGUCAAAUUCGAUGGAUGAUUCAUCUUCAUUUGAAACACAUUUAUGACCGACUUGAAGUUCGAGCAGAAAUAGUUUCUCGUGAUAACUGUGUUCCAUCACCAUCCUCAAUAUUUCAAUAUCUCAGCAUUAAGGACGACGAAACGUCGAAUGAGAUCGUUCAGCGUUUCGAGAAUCGGUGUAUAUCGGCUCGUGCGAAGAAACUCGACGCAUCCACUUCACUCAGUUUACGAACCGUGAACGUUCCUCGUUUAGAUACGAGGCGACUAUCGAGUAAUUCUUUAUCGUCUGAACUAAAUAAUGUCAAAAUCAUCUGCCAAGAGAAUUCGGACCACUGCGAAUAUCAAAAGAAUGAAGAACAAUCUUCAUCCGACCAAGUUUGGUCAACAUCACCAUCUAAUUCGUCCGUUAUCAGCAAAUUUAUCAGCAAUUCAAAUGUUGAAAAUGAUCAAUCAGUGAUGCAGUCUGAUGAAAUUUCAGAAAAAAUUGCCACAUGUUUUCUGGACAGUUUUUCACAUCGAAGCCAGCGCAAUGUUAUUAAUGAGUCUACUGUUGAUCAUAGUAUGCAGUCAUUAAAGAAUGAAAUAACUAAAUUGGCACGUGAAGUGAUUCCCUCUGUUCUUUCAGAAACAAAUAUUAUCCCAUCUUCCUUCGUGGACCACGAUUCAUUUACUGGAGAAUCUAUUGAGAACAAAAAAGCACCGAUAAUACCGUCGAACCAUUCAACACAGCGAUCUGAUGAUGAUAAAGCGACUUUUCGAUAUAUUCCAUCAAAAGUUGUCACAGCUGAAAUCGGUAUUGUUACCGAUUCUUUGGACAUCGUCGAAAAAUUUGAAACAACUGUAGAUAUUGGCGUAAAUACUACAAUUUGUGGAGUCACAACACAUUUAACUGAUGGCAGUUCCAGCACUAAUACUUUUUCAGACAUUAGCACCGGCCAAGUUCCUAAAUCUUUAGUUGAUGCCAUUUUACAAAAGCCUUCGGUUAAUGUAAUUACUAUUCGUCCAGAUGGCAGUGUUGUCAUUAAAGAUCAACAAAAACCGAAAACACCAUUAAUUUGUGAAUGGGAACCCUAUUCACAUAAUCUGGUUAUUGAUUCAUCUUCUUUACCACUUAAUGUUCCUCUUGGAGAAAAAUCUAAUAUAGCCGACGACGAAGAAGAGAUCGAAUGGGUAUCUGCUGCAGUUUCUUCACAUCAUACAGCUUCUGAAGAAGAUACUUUAGCUCAAGUAUCACCUCUUCCUCGCCAACUUUAA